AUGCGAGCACACAGCGGCCACAAGCUCCCAGCCCGGCGUCCCCCCUUCUCCCCGCCCCCCCCCAGCCAGAGCCAGAGCACGCACGAUCCCCCCCAGGCCAGGCAGGCAGUUGAAGCCUGUGGGGAGCCAGCAUCCUGUUUCCAUGCCUGCCCUCGGGGCUUGGCUGUCAGUGGCUGGCUGCCGGCUGGGUGGGCGGAGACCGGGAGGGGGGCUCCGGCUCUCCCCCGCUGUCAGGGAGCGAGGUCGUUAGCCCCGCGCUCCAGGGGGCCGCUAAUUAAAGCCCGAUCCCCCGCCCCCCAAAUUUCUCUGCGGCAAGAGCAGGGCGGGGGCGGCGGCGGCGGCUGCGGCUGCUCGGAGAUCCCUGGCAGCGGGAGCGGAGGCGGUGGCGAGCACAACGAUAAGGCGCUAAUAAGUUAUGUUCGGGCCCGGCUCACCCCGCCGCCGAACCGGGGCCGCCUGGCUGAAAAGAGGACGAUCCCGCUGCCCCCCACCAGGAUCCCAAAGAAGGAGCUGAGUUCGAUUUUCUCAGUGAGUGAUGGCGACAGUGAUGGGAGCAGCCCGGCCCACGGGCACCGGCCAGAUGUGAAGCAAGAAGACGACUUGCACAUUAGUAUCAUGAAGAGAAGGGUACACACUCACUGGGAUCUGAACAUCUCUUUCCGAGAGACGUCUUGCAGCCGUGACAGUGACCUCUCCACCAUCAUCUCCAAUUUGCACCAGAGCCGCCACCUCGUUAUGCCUGAGCGCCAAAGCCGCUGUGAAUUCCAGAGAAGCAGCGUGGAGAUUGGCCUGGGCCCAGCAGGCUACAGGCCUAGCUCUGACCGGCAGGCGGCAGAGCCGUGUGAGGCAGGCUCCUCCCCAGAGCAUCUGCGGCCCAGCCUUCCCUCGUGCAGGGGGUGCUGCCCGGGCUCAGCCUGUUUCUCUCCUGCCCUCAGGGACCUGACCCAUCCGUCGCUGCUGUCGCCCCAGAAUGCCCCCCACAUCGCCCUGGGCCCCCACCUCAGACCCCCCUUCCUGGGGGUGCCGUCAGCUUUGUGCCAGGCGCCAGGAUAUGGCUUCCUCCAGCCGGCUCAGGCCGAGAUGUUUGCCAGACAACAGGAGAUCCUUCGGAAGCAGAGCCUGGCCAGGCUGGAGAUGUCAGCAGAACUACUGCGGCAGAAAGAAUUGGAGACCCUGCACAGGCCACGGCUGCUGACUGGGGACCCCCUGGGGCUGCCCCAGGAGCACCCUGCCCUGAGGACCCACGAGGGCCCCGAGAGCCACUCCCUGCCCCCAUCCUCCCUCCAUGAGGACCUACAGCGCAGGCGGAGCGCCAUGCUGGUGCUGAGGCACAGUUCUGCACCCCUCUUGGCCCUCCCCCCCCAAGGAGCCCCCUGUCCGGGUCCUGGACCCCCAACACCCCCCAAAGAGCAGGCUCGGCAGCGGCCUUUGGCUCGAAAAGGGGCCGGGAGGCCUGGAGAGGCCAAGGAGGCCUCCGGUCCAGGAGCCCGGGCCCAGGACAGCCCAGAAGAUGAUGCCAAGGAGUCGGACAGUGAGGACACCGAGGCUCCCCGAGCCGAGUCUGGGGGCGGCAGCCGCACCUGUGAUGGCCCCAAGGACACAGCCAGCGGGCCUAGUGGCGACUCUCCAGGGCAGGGCCUGGGGGGCAGGGCUGAGGGGAAGGGGCCCCUCCUGGGUGCCCCACUGCCCCCACCUCUGCCUCUGAGCCUCCCUUAUGCGGUCAGCCCCUACUUUCACACAGGCACCAUGGGGGGGCUGUUCUUGGACAGCGGAGAGGAGGCUGUGGGCCCUGAAGACGUCAGCAAGUGGACAGUGGAUGACGUGUGCACUUUCGUGGGUGGCCUGGCUGGCUGCGGAGAGUACGCCCCGGUAUUCCGAGAACAGGCCAUAGAUGGGGAGACGUUGCCCCUUCUGACCGAAGAACAUUUACUGACCAACAUGGGGCUGAAGCUGGGCCCUGCCCUGAAGAUCCGCUCCCACGUGGCCAAGCGUGUGGGCAGACUCUUCUACAUGGCCAGCUUCCCUGUGGCCUUCCCUGUGCAGGCCCCUGGCCUUCGGGGGACAACAGACAGGGAGCUGCCAGGAGAGCUCCAGCCCUCCUCUCCGGCUAACACAGCCUCCCCCUUUGGGGGCGGCUUCUCGGCCAGCAGAGGUUCCCCCAAACAAGAGAACGGGACUCCUUCCCUGCUGGUGGGGAUGGGGGACGCGCCGAAGCCUCCCUCCUAACUGUGUGGGUCGCGUGGCCGGGAGCCUGGGAGCCCCCAAUGGGCAGCCCGGGGUGCUGGCUCCGGGCACUCUCCCUGCCUUGCUCAGCUUUGUAACUUUUCAAGGCCAAAAAAGGGAAGAGAAACCCCCGACCACAGACAAGGGGACUCGAGGCCCAGGAGGAGGGGAAGAAUCCAAAGAAUUUCUGGAAGCAGUUCCAGGGGUCUGGAGCAGAGACACAAACACAAGAGCCCCAACUUGUCCCAGCCAAGCUAGCCCGGGGAGGCCGGCUCGUGUGGCCGCCCACCCGCCCCCACACUGGACUGAGCUAAUUCAGGUGUCUAUGCAUCUCGAGCAACUUCAACCAAUACCAAAGACGGAUGGAGGCUGCCGCACAGGAGGGCCUGCCUCGAGCCUUCCUGCCCUGCAGCCGGGGGCUCCAGGGGGAUGCAGGGGGCUGGGGGCGG
Molecule: messenger RNA, 2672 nt
Organism: Gracilinanus agilis (Agile Gracile Mouse Opossum)
Lineage: Eukaryota; Metazoa; Chordata; Mammalia; Didelphimorphia; Didelphidae
Gene: SAMD11
Product: sterile alpha motif domain containing 11
Exons: 11
Coding region: 1-2226 (741 amino acids)
Molecular function (GO): protein binding
Source: RefSeq, a predicted model, not a curated record